AAUAGUAGCUACUGUCUACUAAUUCUGACCAUUAAAUAUUUAGUGAUGUUGCAAAAUAUCUCCUAAAAGGCGUCAGAGUUGGUUAAGCUUAUGGUUGUGGUGACUCCGUCCUUCUCCUUCCAAUUGCAAACAGAGACAGAAGCAUGGUGGGUGCGUGCAGAGCACCUCCCAUUUCCCAUCUUCCUCCAUGGAACCCCAAAACCCCAUCUUCUUUAAGCAGGCGUGUGUUCCUCUUGUCUCUGCCCCUCUCUUCAGCCUUCCUUCAAUCAUCUUCCUAUGCUGCCACCACAGUGUAUGACCCAGUAAGCCCUUCUGAGAAAGAUGCAAGCACUUUGAUUUCACUCAGAGUCUCUGAAGCUGUGAACUUGUUGGAAAAAGGCAAAGAAUUGCAAGCUCGCGGUGACUUCAAUGGCGCUCUUGACUGCUUUUCUAAGGUUAUUGAAAACUAUAAAGACUUGGCAUUCUCAGAGUACGCAAGGGUAGGAAGAGCACUUGCACUCUAUGAAGUUGGUGACAGAGAAGAAGCCAUUGCAGAGAUGGAAGACGUUUCCAUAUCUCUAAAGGGCUAUCCAGAAGUACAUGCAGCUCUUGCAGCAGCCUUAUAUGCAGAUAAGCAUGCUCCAUUGCUUGCUGAGAACCAGUUCACCAUUGCAACACUGCUUGAUCCCCAUUUCACAGACCUUUCAUAUGUCAGAGACACCAAGCACUGGCCUCCAAGUUUGAUUAGUUCUCUGCAGCACUUCAUCACACUAUCUUAGCACUUCAUUCAUACAUAUUGUACUAUACCCAUGCUUAGUACUUAGUAGACCUAAAUGUAUAACCCUCUUUUUUUUUUUUUAAUUCAUUAUCUUAACUCUUGCUCUGAAUUGUAAUAAACUGUGAUGUGAUAUAAAUUUUGAUCUAAAAAAACAUAAAU
Messenger RNA from Arachis stenosperma, 916 nucleotides. RefSeq lists its product as uncharacterized. The record is from RefSeq and is a predicted model, not a curated record. Gene Ontology annotation, molecular function: protein binding. The transcript is spliced from 3 exons. The coding region runs from base 144 to 758 and encodes 204 amino acids. Lineage: Eukaryota; Viridiplantae; Streptophyta; Magnoliopsida; Fabales; Fabaceae.